GGUUGACUGCAGCACUUCCUCGAGGCGGAGAGACAGGAGCGCGCUCCGCGGGGACGCGCACGGAGGGGAAGUGGAAAAGGCGGAAGAAAGGACGUUGAAUAAACUUGCCAACUUCUAGCCGACUGGCUAGAAAUACCGUUAGAGACUAUGUUACAGAGAAACCGGUGACUUAUUUAUAUUCAGAUUAGUUUAGCUAACCCACCGCCCUCUCUAAAUCCAGUCACCGCUCUAUCAACUCGAUACACGGCACGACCACGGGACAUCUUUCAAACAGACGUUGUUCAUCCGACCCGAAGCCAUCCACCGUUACAAAGUCACAUUUAGCUGUUGCUAAAGUGCUCUGAGAACCAGUCAAUUGCACGACGUUACACACAACCAGUCCGCUGACUCAGCGGGAGUCCGCCGUUUUCCUUCUUCUGGGAAAAGUUGUCCGCGGUCGUUGGAGGUGCCAACGAGGCCUGCAGUCGAGGAGGCUGCAUGUGUGAGGACUGUUUGCUGGCGAGGAGUGACUCACGCAACGUUAGCUAAACAAUGUCGGCCCAGGCACAGAUGCGAGCGAUGCUGGACCAGCUCAUGGGGACGGGGAGAGACGGAGAUUCCAUGCGGCAGAGAAUCAAAUUCUCAGAUGAGCGGGUCUGCAAAAGUCACCUGCUGGAUUCCUGUCCUCAUGACAUUCUCUCUGGCACCAGAAUGGAUCUGGGAGAGUGUAUGAAAGUCCAUGACCUGGCUCUCAGGGCGGACUUUGAGAUUGCCUCUAAAGAGCAGGAGUACUUCUUUGAGCUUGAUGCUGCUGAACACCUUCAGUCUUUCAUCGCUGACUGCGACCGCAGGACCGAGCUGGCAAAGAAGAGACUUGCAGAGACGCAGGAUGAGAUCAGCGCGGAAGUUGCUGCAAAGGCUGAACGUGUCCACGAGCUGAACGAAGAGAUCGGGAAGCUGCUGGCCCGGGCGGAGCAACUCGGGGGCGAGGGGAACGUAGAUGAGGCCCAGGAGGUGCUGGAGAUGGUGGAAAAGACUCGAGCUCUGAAGAAGGAGGCAGAGGAUGUGUACAGAAACUCCAUGCCAGCCUCCAGUUUUCAGCAACAAAAGCUCCGUGUGUGCGAGGUGUGCUCUGCCUAUUUGGGUCUUCACGACAACGAUCGUCGUCUAGCCGACCACUUUGGAGGCAAACUGCACAUCGGGUUCAUUGAAAUCCGCGAGAAGCUGGAUAAGCUGAGGAAAGCAGUGGAAGAAAAACAAGAAAGAAUGCGAUCAAGAAGACGAGAGGAACGUGAGAGAGAUGACGAGAGGGAGCGCCAGUGGGAGCUGGAACGGGAACGGGAAAGGGAGCGUGAGCGAGAGAAAGAGAGGGAGCGAGAGAAAGAGAGGGAACAAGAAAGAGAGCGUGAAUGGGAGAGACAACGCGAGAGGGAGAGGGAGCGAAGGAGGUCCAGAUCUAGAAGUGGAGAACGAUACAGGGACGGGGGCACCUCAACUUCCUCCUCCCACCACUCUAGACGCCACCGCUUCUCUCGUUCCAGAGAAGAAGGCGGCGACCGAGACCGGGAGAGAGAGAGGAAACAUAGACACAAAGAGCAUCAUCGCUCGCGCUCCCACUCUCACAGGCCCAAGAGGAAGAGGUCCUCCAGAGAAAGAUCGUCUCACACUCGCGAACGAGAGCCCUCGCCGUCCCAGGAGAUGUCCAGACAGGGCACAGCGGGAGAGGGCUGGCGUGAGGACAGGCCGGAGUACGUCGAGUGGGAGGGCGGGGAGAAGCCCCCCUCUGCGGACACGGCCCGGCCCAGAGAACGGGAGCGGUCCCUGUCGUACGAGCGGGACCGCCGCUCCAGCUCCGAGGAGCGGGAGUCUGGCGAGAUAUGAGCGGAAGCGGAUGCCUCCAAAGUCUUCGGCUCGGAUACGUCGCUUACUGAAAGGAGAGUGGGGAGACGCGUGUGUGUUGGUGCGAAUGUGUGUGUGCGUGCUCAUGGUAGGAGCAUCAGCCGGGGGGGGGGGGCAAAGGAAACUCAAUGUGGGCAUGAGGGAACAAAUUCUGUGGUGGCGGUGAAGGAAAACAUGCAAAACCAACUUUUAUAAGUCUGAAUUUGUGAAGCGGUCUGGUCUUUUAUUUUUAUGCCAUCUUGUUGAUUCUAUGUACAGUUAUUUUGACAAUGACAAGUGAGCGAGGAAACAGCAGCCCUACUUGUCUUUUUAUUUUCUUCCCCCCCCACUUUUUUUUUUUUAAUCAUUAGUUGCAAC
Pungitius pungitius (ninespine stickleback) is the source of this 2235-nucleotide messenger RNA. RefSeq names its product LUC7 domain-containing protein. Bases 532 to 1860 code for a protein of 442 amino acids. The record is from RefSeq and is a predicted model, not a curated record. The transcript has 10 exons. Gene Ontology annotation, molecular function: mRNA binding. Lineage: Eukaryota; Metazoa; Chordata; Actinopteri; Perciformes; Gasterosteidae. Gene Ontology annotation, biological process: mRNA splice site recognition. Gene Ontology annotation, cellular component: U2-type prespliceosome; U1 snRNP.